Rangifer tarandus platyrhynchus (Svalbard reindeer) is the source of this 357-nucleotide messenger RNA. NCBI's taxonomy places the organism in Eukaryota, Metazoa, Chordata, Mammalia, Artiodactyla, Cervidae. The record is from the annotation of a GenBank genome assembly.
AUGCUGUGUGCCAGGCCUGGGACGCAGCUCCUGUGGCUGUACAUCUCAGCACCCAGGCCUCACAGGCGAGCUGCUGGAGAUAUGGCGGGCGGGCUCAGACACACGGGCUGGGGGUGGAUCUCUGGAGCAGGCUCCUUCAGUCUGGAUGCAUCCACCCCUUUGGGUUUCUUUCUAUGGGCUGUGGGUUUGGUGGUGGAAAGACCGAAAGCUAACUUUGAAUCCCGAGGAGGCCACUUGUUGGUUAAAUGCCUCUGGUUGGAGACUCUGGGUGAGACCUGGUUUUCACCAGGGAUGAUGAACCAUCGCCGGUGUUUACUGAGGGAAUCAGCCAGGAGCGACAUCGACAUCGGCGCCUAG